UUUAUGAACAAAAUAAGUGUGAUGAUACUAUGAAAGGAAAGUUUAAAAAGGCGAGAAAUGGGUUCACUUUACUGGUUAUGUUUUGUGAUUUACAUGACAGUUUCUAAUGAAGUUCAGUCUUCUGUAAGAAUAUUCCCUUCAGUUUUAGAUGAAAUUACAGGCAAUACAGCAAGCUUCAGAUGUUUACACAAUGGUACUGCGGGAAGAAUUCGAUGGGUCAUUAAUGACAAUAACAUUUGCCACUCUGACAUAGAUUCGUGCAUUGUAAUUUCGCUUCCAACAAAUAAUAAAUUCAACUGCAGCUGUCUCAAAACAUUUAGUGACACAAUACUGACUUUACAAAUAUCGACUAUUUCAAGGGAAGAUCAUAAUACGUCCUUUAGUUGUAUGAUACUUUCCUUAAGUGGUGUAGAGAGCAAAGGGGCAGUACUUUAUGUAAAAGUUCCAGUCAAAACAUUGACUAUCACGCCUACCGAGAAGUCGAUACAGAUUUCUGAAAACAACACAACAAUGUUUACUUGCAACACUUCUUACAGCCGGCCGAUUCCCGAGAUUCAAUGGAUUUUAAAGGAUCGCAGCCAUUUGCAAUUAACUGGAGAGCAAACAAAUAAAUCUAACAUUAUAGGUUUGACUUCAGCGGAGAGUGCUCUUAAUUACAAACCAAACAGAACAUACAACGGAUGGAAACUUUAUUGUGUUGUCAUCGGGUCGGAAGUGCAAAAGAAAGAAAUAUCAUCAAGUUUAAUAUCACUUUAUGUCACAUAUCCACCUGAUACAACGCUAAUGAUAAAUGGAUUUCUCUCAAAUGGAAUUUAUUAUGGAAUUGAAAAUAACACAGGUACUUUAACUUGCAAAAUCACUGGCGGAAAUCCAAAGCCUUUAUUGACAUGGACUAGAUGUUUUGAUAAUGAAAUUUAUACAAGUUCUGGCAGUUUCUCGACAGCAGAAUCUACCACAAAUACGUUGACUUGGCGGGCAAUGUCUGACACUGAUAGAUCAUGCACUUGUCAGUCCAUACAAAUGGAAAGAAAUGACUCUGUGUCUAUCAAUGUCAGUGUUUUAUAUCCUCCUACCAUACCAAUACUCACGUAUGAAUCAUUGAAUGUGUCAGGAAAUAUAUAUAUCAUACAAAGCGAACAAUUGUUGUUGGAUUGUAGAAGCAAAAGUAAGCCCCCUCCAACUUAUCAAUGGGAAGCAAAACACAUACCAGUGACUUUCAAUAAAACAUUGCAAAUUCUGGUGACAGACAAAAUGCAUGCAGGAAAUUAUACGUGUCUUGUUACAAAUACAAUGAACGCAACCGAGAGAAUACAGAAUGGUUCAAGUAGAAGCAGUGUUGAAGUCCAUGUUCUUUAUCCGCCUACAAUUAACACAUUAGAAAACUUGACAUUGGUAGAAGGAGAUCAUCUUAACUUUUCAUGUUCGGUUACUCAUGGAAACUCAAAGGAAACGGUAUUUUUAUGGACAUCUGAGAGGCACAUGACCUGGUCAAGUCAAUAUAUAACAAUACGUAACAUUUCAAGGGAUGACGACAUGAAUUACAACUGCAGUGUUUACAACAUUAUGACACCAACUGGAAAAUCACCUGUUAAAGGAACAGACAGUAAAAUGUGGCAUCUAUCUGUAGAAUACUCUGCGACAAUAAAGGAUUUUUACGUGAAUGGAUACAAAUCUGAGCGUAAUGUGACAUCAACUGAAUAUGACAACGUUACCUUUAUUUGCGACAUUGACAGUAAACCAAUUUCGAAUACGAGUCUACGAUUUACGACGGACAAAACUUUGGUUUGGACUCAUUCAAAUAUGCUGAGUUUUACACUUAGCUCUGCCAAAUGUACAGAUUCUGGAACCUUUUUUUGUUUCGGCAAAAACAAACACAACAUCGGAGUCGGUUCAACAAAGCAACUGAAUUUAUUUAUAAGAUGUUCACCGAGAGCUAAUCCAACAGUUCCAUUCAAUACAAACUUAACAGUAGCAAGUAAUGUUACUGCCGUUCUUUAUUUUCCUAUCCUUGCCUACCCUAAACCAGAAAGUGUUAUUUGGCAGAAAUAUUCAAAGUCUAAUUGGAUAAGUGUUACAUCAAACAGUAAUAUCAAUAUAUCAAAUAAUGAGUUAAAUGUAAGUUUAUCUAUAUACAACAUGAUGGAGACCGACUUCGGGCGAUAUAGGCUAAUUAUUUCUAAUGAUGUUGGUUCAUACAUACAAGACUACUACAUCAAUGCUGAAGGUAAGUUAUGCACACUUUCAUGUUCUAUGUGUUUAGAUUAUUAUCCAAAUAAUCUUUGAUAAAAUGUUUAUUAA
Messenger RNA from Ruditapes philippinarum (Manila clam), 2298 nucleotides. Its product is annotated as hemicentin-1-like. Lineage: Eukaryota; Metazoa; Mollusca; Bivalvia; Venerida; Veneridae. Gene Ontology annotation, cellular component: cell-cell junction. The record is from RefSeq and is a predicted model, not a curated record. The transcript has 8 exons. Gene Ontology annotation, molecular function: cell adhesion molecule binding. Gene Ontology annotation, biological process: cell-cell adhesion. Bases 58 to 2283 code for a protein of 741 amino acids.